Messenger RNA from Humulus lupulus (European hop), 1055 nucleotides. Its product is annotated as protein CURVATURE THYLAKOID 1B, chloroplastic. The record is from RefSeq and is a predicted model, not a curated record. Gene Ontology annotation, cellular component: thylakoid; chloroplast thylakoid membrane. Bases 221 to 739 code for a protein of 172 amino acids. The transcript has 6 exons. NCBI's taxonomy places the organism in Eukaryota, Viridiplantae, Streptophyta, Magnoliopsida, Rosales, Cannabaceae.
AAGAACAAGAAUCCUCACUUACAUUGCAACCCAAAAAAUUAUCAGAUCAUCCAAAAACUAAUAAUCCCUUUACAAACAAAAAUAAGGAAAACCACAUAAAUAGAUUUAUACAACUUUAUCAUAUCAUAUCAAAUACUCAAUUUUCUCAUCCUGGUGUGCCUUGGAAUCUUUCACAGGAACAACUCAAACACCCUGUAGAGUGAUCAAUUGAUCCAGUGCCAUGGCUUCAAGUUCCUCCUCAGCUCUUACCAUCUCUUCCUCAUCCACCUUUGUAGACACUAAGGCUCCCCGCCAAUCUGCCGGGGCAUCGCCGCAAUGUGUGUCUCUCCCUACGCUUCCACCGCCGCCAGUGCAGACUCAGAAGCGCCCAUGGAAGAGCACUGUUUACUGCCGUAAGCUUGCUAGAAAUGUCAUUGCCAUGGCCACUGGUGAAGCCCCAGCUGAAGUUGCAACAGCUGAGACACCAGAGAUUAUCCAGACCGUUCAAGAAGCCUGGGAAAAAGUUGAAGACAAGUAUGCAGUUUCUUCACUUGCGGUGGCUGGUAUUGUUGCACUUUGGGGCUCCACUGGGAUGAUUUCGGCAAUUGACAGGCUUCCAUUAAUUCCUGGGGUUCUUGAGUUGGUAGGAAUUGGCUAUACUGGGUGGUUUGCAUACAAGAACCUGGUUUUCAAGCCAGACAGGGAAGUCUUGUUACAGAAAGUAAAAGACACAUACAAGGAGAUUAUUGGGAGCAGCUAGAAGAACCUCACCAAAUUGUUGCUGAGAUGAGUUGAAAUUCCGGCUUUUGAAGAAAAAUAUCUCAGCAUUGUCCGUAAAUAUGUGGCCAUUCUCUGGUUUUUUUUUCUCUCUACAAGCUUCUGACUAGUGCAAUGUACUUCUCUUGGAGAUACAUGUAACUAUUAUCUUUCCUUUCCCUUUAAAGCACCAUGUAGUUCGGAUAUAACAUGUUUUAUAUACUUGGAAGGGAAAGUAGUCUAAAAUUAGUAAUAAGUCAAUAAUUUGACGAUGAAGUACAAGAAGAAAUAUAUUUAUUUUACUCUCUGGAGUUUAUUCA